Molecule: messenger RNA, 363 nt
Organism: Rhagoletis zephyria (snowberry fruit fly)
Lineage: Eukaryota; Metazoa; Arthropoda; Insecta; Diptera; Tephritidae
Product: tetratricopeptide repeat protein 36 homolog
Molecular function (GO): protein binding
Source: RefSeq, a predicted model, not a curated record
AUGCCACAAAAUCUUACGCGCGAUUGCCUGAGCGUCCACGACCAGCAAGUGCUUGAUUCCAUUUUUAAUCCACUGGCUAUGACAUCGAGCGUGGUGCAGGCAAUAGAACCAGAGGCGAAUGCUGAGCUGCUGGAUAUCGAAGAGAACAGCGCCGAAGUGCAGCAGUCGAAGGCGCUCGAAAUAAGUGCUAUCAAGUUGGCAGAGGAGGGCCAGCUUUCGAAGGCAUUGCAGGCAUUUGAGCAGGCGCUGAAUGUGGCUCCAACACGUGCCUCUAUUUAUAAUAAUCGCGCGCAGGCGCUACGACUCGCCGGUCGAGAUGAGGGUGAGUGUUUAGCUGAACUCAGCCGUUUUGUUUCGUAUUGU